AUGCAGUAACAACAGUAGAGUAAAAUAAAAUUAGGGUAUUGGGACGUUAGAGGAAGAGGUGAGCCUAUUAGAUUACUUCUAAAUUACUUAAAGCUAGAAUAUGAAGAUGAAAUAUACCCUUUGAGUGAUAGGGAAAAAUGGUUCAAUUUCAAAAGAAACUCCUAAGAAUUAUUUAUAAAUCUGCCAUAUGUUUAGAUUGAAAGUAAGGAGACAUAAAGUUAAUCAAUUUAUGUUGAGAGCGAUAGUAUUAGCAUUUUUAUUUGUUAAAAUUUUGGAGGAGAGCAAUUACUAGGCAAAGAUUUAGUUUUACUUAGUAAAAUGAGAGGAGUAACUGAAGAUGUUAAGCUUUAUUUAAGCAGAUAUGCUUAUCACAAUGAUUUUGCUGAAGCAGAUCAGCUCUUCCUCUAAAAAAGACUUUAACCAAUUCUCUUAAGGUUAAACACUUAUCUUUAAAAUUAUAAAUAUUUAUUAGGAAGCAACAUUUCUUAUCUAGAUUUUGUUCUUUAUGAGUCAUUGAAGACAUUAGAAAAAAUAAAAAAGGAGUAUUUACAAUCUCAUACAUAUCUAGUAUAAUACAUAAAAAAUAUUGAAAAUAUUCCUUAGAUUAAAGCCUAUCUUUCUUCUGAAAGAUUUCACAAAGAUUUUUUAUUUUAUGGAGAUCCUUCUCCUAUUUGA
This is a messenger RNA of Tetrahymena thermophila SB210, 675 nucleotides long. RefSeq names its product glutathione S-transferase, amine-terminal domain protein. The record is from RefSeq and is a predicted model, not a curated record. Gene Ontology annotation, biological process: glutathione metabolic process. Lineage: Eukaryota; Ciliophora; Oligohymenophorea; Hymenostomatida; Tetrahymenidae. Gene Ontology annotation, molecular function: glutathione transferase activity. The transcript has a single exon.